UUGUGUGGGUUAACAUACUCUGAUUCAGAUUCUGAUUCCUCGACCAUCAGUUCCAGCGCCUGUCGUGUCGACUGCGCAAAUCGGUAUAGUGUGAACACACCCGAGUGUCAGCCGUGAAUGUGCGGCAGAAGAAUUCCGCUUCCAAGUGCACAGUCAGGAAAGUGUUUGUAUACACCAUUAGCUUCAGCCACACACAAGGUGCUGUUUCUUUACAUAUUUUUUGCCACCUGAGCUGUCAUGCUACUUCACUUCACGUGAGAGGACAGCAUUAAACCACCAAAGCUAUUGAACAUUACAAUCUACAGAAUGAUUGCUCUACAGAAAGAGCACUCUCAAAAUCAAGCAGAAUAUCUGUGCAUCUUCUUCAUGGAAGUACACUCCUAGCUUAAGGUCUUCAUUGGUACUCCAUAGGCUGAGUUUACGAAACAUACACAAUGCCGUGGCCUUUUUCAGAGUCCAUUAAAAAGCGGGCCUGCAGGUACCUGCUGCAUCGGUACUUGGGCAAUUUCCUCCAAGAAAAACUGAGUUUGGACCAGCUGAGUGUAGACCUCUACCAAGGCAAAGGUUCACUUGCACAAGUGCCACUGGACAAAUGGUCACUGAAUGAAAUUUUGGAGUCAGUGGAUGCGCCAUUUGAAGUGACUGAGGGCUUCAUCCAGGCCAUUUCCCUCACUAUACCAUGGGCCUCAUUGCUUCAGGAUAACUGUGCUCUGGAAGUCAAAGGCUUGGAAAUGGUUUUCAGGCCAAGGCCUCGGAUGACAUCUGGUAUGGAGCCUAUGUACUGGUCUAGCUUCAUGACAAGCAGUAUGCAGCUGGCGAAGGAAUGUCUGAGUCAGAGACUAACUGAUGACUUGGGAGAGAGUUUCCAACCUCUGGAGGGUCUAGAGAAGUUCGCUGAGACGAUAGAGACAGUUUUGAGAAGAGUCAAGGUCACAUUUUUGGAUACAGUCCUCAAGAUUGAACAUGUUCCAGAAAAUUCCAAAACAGGAAUUGCCCUUGAAAUCAGAAUCAAAAGGAUGGUUUACUGUGAUGAAGCUGUGGAAGAAGGCUCAAGUGUAAACAUCCAUCAGCCCACCACGUUUGCACACAAAAACCUGACGCUGGAGGGUGCAAAUGUUUUCUGGGAUGAAUUUUCUGAGACCUCCCGUGCCAGUUUCAAAUCAUCUCCCACUCAGUCGGAAACUGAGCCUAAGUUAUCCCCAAGCUGGAAUCCAAAAAUUAUCUGUGAGCCUCACCCACAGUUCACAGAGCCUUUAUGUGCCAGUACACCUUUUGAGCCUGUGCAGGUGGGCUGCCUGAGCGGCAGACUGGAGCUGUCCCUGGUCCUGAAGCAGAAUGAAGCCAUGCCCGGAGCGAAGCUGGACAUUGAAGGGCAGAUUGAUUCACUGAUCAUGCUGCUGUCACCACAGCAAGUCCACCUGCUACUGGAUAUGUUUGGAGUCUUCUCUAGCUCAGCGGGGCAGAAAUGGUCUGGCUUGGCUAAGGACAGAAAGAGUCGUCCUAUGCAGCAGGAAGAUGAGUACCGUCUCCACAUGGAGCUUAACCGCUGCUUAAAAAAGGAGCCAUUGACUGCUGGUACUGAACAGAACUUGUUUGAGAGCCAGACCACCAGGACAGUGUCAAGCAGAGAAGAUGUAUUUUUCUCCAUGGCUGACAUGGACAUGUCACACAGCCUAUCAUCUCUGCCCCCUCUUGGAGACCCACCCACUGUAGACCUGGAUCUGUCUCUUAACAGCAACUACUCCACCUCUUUGGGAGAGUCUCCCUCUGGCACUGCACCUACUGUGUGGGAUGAGUACCUGGAUAUGUCUAAACAAAAGGAGAAACAAAGUCACAAAACGCCGUUGUACUCAAAAGACCAUCACUGCCCACAUAACCUACCCAGACAGACCUCUCAUUCAUCUAAGGGCCACUGUGAUGAGUCCAGGCCUGAGCUGGUUUUCAGGCUGACGGUGGGCAAUCUCUGCCUAUCUGUCCUGCACAUUGAUCCUCUCCCACCCCCAGACUCAACUCUCAGUCCUCUUGCACCAAUGGCCUCUGAAUUUUUCCACAUGAUGGCUGAUGAUCAGCUACAUCUAAGAGGGUUCCUCCAAGCACGAGCUGUUUUUGAUCAGGCCUGCCCACAUGACCACCUCAGGUUUGUAGGUCAGGGGUUAAAGGUGACGUACGAGUAUUGCCAAGGCUCCAGUCUGUGCGCACUCAGCACAGAUCUGUCCCUGAGGUGUAUGGAGUUGCUGGAAUGCCUCUAUCCCACAGAGAAUCACAGAAGCACUGCACAGAGUGGAGUGCAGUACACAGAGCUCUUAACGUUUGAUGUGGCUGCCAGCAGUGAGUCCCCUACCCAAAACUGUCUUCAUUUAUUCUACAAGUUAACAGAACGCAGAGGUCCACAGGGUGGGCAGGUGCGUCUGAGUACCAUGCCCCGUAAAGCAGAGUUUCAGGUGGAGCUGGGUAAGGUUCGUUCAGAGUGUGACAUCAGCAUCGUGGACCGCCUCCACUCCCUGCUUCAGCCCCAGAAACUGGCCACCACUGAAACCAUGGCCUCUCACAUGUACACAUCCUAUAACAAGCAUGUUAGCCUACACAAGGCUUUUGCAGAGGUCUUUCUGGAAGAUAGCCGCAGUCCUGCACACUGUUUGGUGGCAGUGUCUGUGAAUGCUCCUCAUCUUGUGCUAGUGGUACGGUUCCCCAUCCCAGACCUGCGUUCGGACCAGGAAAGGGGUCCUUGGUUUAAAAAAUCCCUGCAAAAGGAAGUGCUACGCUUAGAGCUGGAGGAUUUGGAGCUCAAAACUGAGUUCAGUGGAAACAGUUCACCUGAGCAGACCAAGAUAGAACUUACCUUUAAAGAGCUCAGUGGUACAUUCCAGAAUGACAAAGAUCACUCUGCAUCCAGGUUCUUGCGUGUGUCACAUACUAUGGAGGAGAACAUGACCUCUUCUGACAGUGGCAAAUUUGACUGGCCUAGAGUGGUCCUAAAGGUGAACCCCAUGGUAGUGCGCUCCAUAUUGGAGCGAGUUACGACUGAAGAGGAGGAGGAAGGUGCUGAAGGACAUUCACAGGAGGAAGAGGAAGAGGAGGAAGGAGCUGCCCACUCUUUAAAGGACGUGUGUGAUUUUGGUAAACCUGAACCAUCCCCCUUUUCCUCAAGACGUGUCAUGUAUGAGAAUGAAGAAAUGGUCAUCCCAGGAGAUGUAGUGGAGAUGACAGAAUUCCAGGAGAAAACCAUGAGCAACUCCCGUUAUAUUCUUGAACUGUCUUUCCCCAAUGUGCAAAUAUCAUUACCUAAUAAAACCUUCUAUGAGAAACUACACAACAGGAUUAACAAUGACCUGCUGUUAUGGGAGCCCACAGCCCCAUCACCAGUGGAGACGGUGGAGAACAUGCCCUAUGGGUGCGGUCUCUCUGUAGCCAGCCAGCUAAUCAACACCUACAGCAAAGAUAGCUUCAGUCAGUUCAGAUCUCUUGACCCAGAGGAAGAAGAAAGUGGUUCAGAAGAAGAGACUCUACCAUACUACACUCCAGCUGAGCUGGGCUAUAGGAGCAUGAAGAAGAGGAAGAAUAAGAUGCAGUCGAAGAACUCGCAGAGCCUGUUCUCCAUUUUGCUGUCUGUCAACUACUGUCUUGUAGCAUUGCAUACAGAGGCUAAGCAAUCGGAUAAAAGCGUGCUGAAGAAUAAACAUGGGGAGUUGAUGGAGCUGAAGAAUGGAGUUGUGUUCAGUGUGACACAGUACGAGGGUUAAGACCAGCACUACGUCUGUUUCCAUACCUCGACAAUCUGCCUUUAUCAUCAAGGCACAGUAGAAGGAGAUGUCCCUGUGUGGGAUGUAAAGUUGCCCUGUAGGAUGCGCCCUCACUGGUUGGAGCCUGUGUUGUAUGCGUCUGAGUCUGCUGCAGAAAGAGCGUCUGCUUCAGAAGGACUGAGCGUGGAGCCUCAGAGUAUGCUAUCCCUUGCCCUCAAGAUUUCUUCUCAGAGUGCUGAACGCAAUGUAAAGGAGUUUCUGCUUGCUGUUGGAGUGAGAGCGGCCACAUUUCAGCAUAGAGUUGUGCCCUCUAGUCUGGGUUGGUAUGACCAGAUGGUAGACUUUCUGAAUGUGACAGAUGAACCUGUGCUUGGCUAUAUGCCUCCAUCCUAUCUUACAACCCGACACCUACACCUGUGGAGUUGCUCCCUGGAUUACAGGCCAUUGUAUCUGCCUGUGAGAUCUCUGCUCACAGUGGAGACCUUUAGCAUCUCCAGCAGUGUUUCUUUAGAUCACUCCUCCUCCUGUCUCAGAAUCAUUCUUGAUGAAGCAGCACUGUUUCUGUCCGACAAAAGUAACGCUGUAUCUGUCAACCUGGCCCGAGACUAUGUGCAGGUGGUAGACAUGGGAACUCUGGAGCUCAGGAUCACAGCAGUCAAACCUGGCACAGAUGGAGAGAGAACAGAACCGAGGUUUGAGUUGCGCUGCUCAAGCGAUGUCAUUCACAUUCGGACCUGCUCGGACUCUUGUGCUGCACUUAUGAAUCUCAUCCAGUACAUUGCCAGCUAUGGAGACCUGCUGCCUCCAUCCAGGCUGGAGAGCAAGGGUGGCAGCACCAAACAAAGAUCAAAGAUGGAGUUAUUGAGCAAGCCCCAGUCCCAUGGCCCUCUGCUUCCUGACGCUGAGCAGCAGAUGCUGCAGGAUCUGAUGAGUGAUGCCAUGGAAGAAACUGACUCCUUGCAGAGUCACAUCUUGCAGUCCAAUGGUGUACAUGUGAAUCAAACAAGUGAUCAAGACCCACCACUUUCUGAUCUCUUCCUCUUCCCUGAUGAGAGUGGCACUAUGGGCCAGGAUCCUUGCCAAGCCUACCCCGUACUGCAUUCACCCCUCAUCUCCCCCCCUGGCCCCAGCACACACCAUGACUCGGAUGACUUCUGCAUCCUGGACACUCCAGGCUUAAGAGCAAUAGGAAAGGAUGAAGAGCCAGUGGUAAAAAAGCUGACCACCGAGCCCAUUUUGGUGCUAGACAACCAUUUUAGUGAGCCUCUAGAGGGCAGCACUUCUAGCAGGGGCCCACUGAACUUCCCUGUUCCUGAAGUCAGGUACCUGGUUAAAGAGAUCUCUAUGAUCUGGCACCUUUAUGGAGGAAAGGACUUUGGCAGCGGACUGCUCUCAUCUUCUCCGGCCCGCAGUCGAGGGUGUACUCCUCACAGCUCCCCCUCUCAAACACCAGUAAGACAAGCCCGCAGUGGCUCUCGCUCUGGGGGAGGUUGGGGCAGGAAUCUAGAUGUGUUGAUGGAGAUCCAGCUCAGCAAGGUACGAUUCCAACAUGAAGUCUACCCACUGAUGGGCCCAGAGACAAGUACUCUGACUGAACAGCCAGUAUCCAGACAGGUAUUCUCAGUGCAGGACCUGGAGAUACGAGACAGAUUGGCCUCCUCCAUGAUGAACAAGUUUCUUUAUCUGUACUCCAGCAAAGAGAUGCCCAGGAAGGCCCACUCCAACAUGCUAACAGUCAGAGUGUUGCACAUGCGUCCUGAAGCAGGUCCGGCUCCACAAGAGUGCUGCCUACGUGUUUCCCUUAUGCCACUUCGUCUCAACAUUGACCAGGAUGCGCUGUUCUUUCUGAAGGAUUUCUUUACUAGUUUGGCGACAGAGGUAGAGCUCUUCUCCCCACCAGAACAGGAGGCAUUGUGUGUAUCCAUGAAAAAGCCUUCUGGCCCAGAGGUAACAUGCACAUUUGCUAAAUCCAGUGGUGGAGCAGGUCAGGGCUCUGCACCAAUCAUCUCUCUGCCUACUCAAACUCGUGCCAGUCAGAAUGGUGUCAGAACCUCAAACUACGAGGAUGAGUCUCCCUCCACAUCUUAUACUGACCAGCCUAUUUUCUUUAGAGAGUUCAGGUUCACUUCUGAGGUGCCAAUCCGACUAGAUUAUCAUGGGAAACACAUGGCCAUGGAGCAGGGUACUUUUGCUGGUAUAGUAAUUGGAUUGACCCAGCUAAACUGCUCCGAGCUCAAACUGCGGAGACUCUGCUACAGACAAGGACUGUUGGGCGUAGAUAAGCUCUUUUCUUAUGCUAUUAACGAAUGGCUCAGUGAUAUUAAAAAGAACCAGUUACCUGGACUGCUUGGUGGGGUUGGGCCCAUACACUCCUUCGUGCAACUUGUCCAGGGCAUUAGGGAUCUGGUGUGGCUGCCUAUUGAGCAAUAUCGGAAGGAUGGACGGAUAGUGCGGGGAUUUCAGCGAGGCACGGCCUCAUUUGGGACCUCUACUGCAAUGGCAGCCUUGGAGCUUACCAAUCGCAUGGUGCGAACCAUUCAGGCAGCUGCAGAAACGGCAUAUGACAUGGUAUCUCCAGUGAUAGAUGAGAGAGAGUGCAAAAAAAUCAAACGAUACUCACAUUUUCGACUGGCUCAUCAGCCUGUGGAUCUCAGGGAAGGUAUGGCCAAGGCAUACAGUGUCGUGAAAGAGGGCAUCACAGAUACGGCUUUAACGAUUUAUGACACAGCCACCCGUGAACAUGAACAGAGGGGAAUGACCGGUGCAGUGGGCGGAGUCUUGCGCCAGCUUCCUCCUGCUGUUGUUAAACCUCUAAUUGUUGCUACAGAAGCCACCUCUAAUGUCCUGGGAGGCAUGAGGAACCAGAUUCAUCCAGACGCUCGUCAGGAGGAAUCUCAGAAAUGGCGUCUGGGAGAAGAGUAAUUGGAGCGAUCUUGUGCUAUUUCUGUCUCAGGCUGAUGGUGGUGCCAAACAUGAUGAUAUGGCUAAUCCAACACUACACAGUUUCACUUGAGAGAAUCAGCUUGGCUGACUGGUCUGUUGGCACCUUGUGUCCACAUUUUGCUGCUUACAGUUUUAUCUAAGGCCAUGAUAAUAUCUUACUGGUCGACCUACUUUACAGAGACCAUGGCAGAAAAUCUCUAGCUUCAGUUCAGCUGUUAAAGACUGAGGCUAACUGAAUUAACAGGAUUUUUUUUUUUAAAUCAGCAGCGCUGGUCCCUUAUAUUUAAUGACUCAAAAGCUGCAGCACUGGAGACAUGCAUUGUUGUCUUUACUGGAGUAGAUUAACCUGAUUAAUCUGAAAACUUGUCAGUUUUGUGUCGGUAAACUUGUGUAAACUGGCUUUACUUGCACCACCAAGGCUAUGUCCAUGUUGCAUUUUCACUUCCCAUUUGGGAUACUUUCAUAUGUAUAGGUACGGAAAUCCUAUACAGAUCCGAUAUGUGAUAAUGCAGCCUUAGUCUGUAAUUAAUGCAGCUUUUACGUCUGUCCAACUCCACAUUCAUCGUGAUCUUGUCUGCAGGUCAUUGCUGUCAGUCAGCUCUUGCAAGAUUUAUAUGAGUUAACUUUGAGUGUUACCAUAGACGUGAACCGGGGGCACUGCCUGGCUUUUGACGGUAUGUAGUGUGAGCUUGGAACUUUUACCUAACGAGUUAGAGGCUGUGAGUUGCAUUAAAAACCCAUUUUUAAUGCAGCUAGAGGUUUACUCCGAGCAAUCCAACAUUAAACAAAGUAGCAUGCAACAUACAGCAAAAAAGUAACUUUAGUAAUUCAACUUUGCAAAGCUCAUAUUGUCCAGAAAGAAAGAAGAGGAAGGAAGUAGUGAGAAUGUUUUAAAAGGUGAGAUUAAUCAUGUGAAAUAGGAUCAACUUGCGUUGGUUUCUUUUUGGUUGUAAAUCAUGUCAGAUCUUUUAACGUUGUGGUUGAGUAAUGUGCUCUUUUCCCAAAUGCAUGCUCAGACAUGAGAACUUGCUUUGAGACUUGCAGGCAUUAAAAUCUGGCAAAGACUUUAUUUUUAUUUAUUUAAAAACUAAUAUUGUUCUGUUUUGUGGCUGUGCAAUGGUAACUAUGAUUGCUCUCACCUUUUAAGCGUUCAGUUUCACUUUGCAAGUGGUGUAAGGCAUAAUCAUCUUUGUUUUGUGCAUACGGGUUAGAUCAAGAGCAUGAUGUGAACAACCAAGUUAAUCAGAACUCAGAAUAAUCUGGGGAGGGUUUCCCAGAAGCCUCUUGACGCUAAGAGCAUCUUAACUAGAAAAGUGAGUGUUCAUUGUGAUGCUCGCUCUACCAUUGAACAAUGAUCUUUGUGCUACGAUGCUUUCGGGAAACCCACCCUGAUCGUUACCCAAAAGACCUUGCCCAUGUAGUGCCUUCAUAGGAUUAUUAGAAAACGUUAAUUUAAUUCCCUUUAAUACUGGCAUUAUUAGGAUAGAUUUUGCCCAGACAUGGUUAGAAUUGUUUGUUUAAUGCCAUUAUUUCCUUAUAACAAGGAAUGUAAAUAAGGGAAAGUUUAAAUGGAAUGGACAGUUUCUGAAUGGCCACUUUUGCACCUGCUUUUUUUUUUUUUAAAUCUAAUUUUCCAUGUGUUAGUAUUACGAAUUUGUCACAAGCAAUUUUCAGUUCAGCUCUGCAAAGAAGCUGGUAUUUUUGGUUAGCUGCUUAACAUGUUUGCUUUUGUGACAUUCCCUCGCAUCUGUAUUAUAAAACAAGUCUUAUGGAAAUAACAUUUAAGUCUAGGGCAGAGCCAUUUUGUGGAGCUUUUGCACAUACAAAAUGUCAUCACUGUAAACAAUGAAAGGAAUAUAACGUAUUCAUCCUUUUGCAUAUCAGAUGUGAAUAUAUGUGUAUAGAUUGUGUAGCUGUGCAUUAAAAAAAAAUGUUCUUGGGAUUUGCAUUUUUGUGGAUGAUAUUUGGGAAACUGGUACCUGAAACACUUGCUCUACAGCCGAAAGAAACUGACUUCCCGUCUCCCUUUGUCCCACCCAGUUUAAAAGGUAGUAACAUAUUUGUACAAAUGUGUAAAUUUAAUUUGUGCAGUUUACAUGAAUGCAUGUGUUAUCUAUAAUAAACUUUAAUGUCCAAUAGUU
This is a messenger RNA of Neoarius graeffei (lesser salmon catfish), 8824 nucleotides long. RefSeq names its product autophagy related 2B (gene atg2b). Lineage: Eukaryota; Metazoa; Chordata; Actinopteri; Siluriformes; Ariidae. Gene Ontology annotation, cellular component: phagophore assembly site; extrinsic component of membrane. Gene Ontology annotation, molecular function: phosphatidylinositol-3-phosphate binding. Gene Ontology annotation, biological process: autophagy of mitochondrion; reticulophagy; piecemeal microautophagy of the nucleus. The record is from RefSeq and is a predicted model, not a curated record.